This is a messenger RNA of Peromyscus eremicus (cactus mouse), 1189 nucleotides long. RefSeq names its product large ribosomal subunit protein eL42-like. Gene Ontology annotation, molecular function: structural constituent of ribosome. Bases 189 to 509 code for a protein of 106 amino acids. Gene Ontology annotation, biological process: translation. The record is from RefSeq and is a predicted model, not a curated record. The transcript has a single exon. Lineage: Eukaryota; Metazoa; Chordata; Mammalia; Rodentia; Cricetidae. Gene Ontology annotation, cellular component: ribosome; cytosolic large ribosomal subunit.
CAUAGUAGACACAUGACACAGACUAGUCUCCAACAAUCAUACAGAAAUUACAAAAGCGGGAGAGGAUAAAACAGAGAUUUGGGACUUCCGCUCAGCUCGGCCCUUUCCUGUUCGGCUCGUGUGGUUGAAGCGGCGAUCUCGGACGCCGGGUCUCUCGUUUUCAUCGCAUAGACACCUCUACUGCAAAGAUGGUCAACGUACCUAAAACCUGGAGGACUUUCUGUAAGAAAUGUGGCAAGCAUCAGCCUCACAAAGUGACCCAGUAUAAGAAGGGCAAGGAUUCCCUGUACGCCCAAGGAAAGCGGCACUACGAUCGGAAGCAGAGUGGUUACGGUGGGCAGACAAAGCCAAUUUUCCGAAAGAAGGCCAAAACCACAAAGAAGAUUGUGCUCAGGCUUGAGUGUGUCGAGCCCAACUGCAGAUCCAAGAGGAUGCUGGCCAUUAAGAGGUGCAAGCAUUUUGAACUGGGAGGAGACAAGAAGAGAAAGGGCCAGGUGAUCCAGUUCUAAAACUUGUGUUUUCUGAGAGGAAAAUACUGAAGCAGUGGGAAAAUUCCCUGUUAGAAAAUAAAGUUAUUGUUACUGAAAAACAAAACAAAACAAAACAAAACACAGAUUUGGGGUUUGCCCCUUUUUUUCUAAGAUAAAGCUCCAGAAGCCCUUGGACUCUUCACAGUGAUGAAAGAAUCCUUAGUUUGAUAAGAGGACUAAUGGCUGGGAGCCCCAGAUAGCUUCAAGAUGGGGACUAAGGUAUGCUAACUAACAGGACUGGGACUCACGCCUCUACCUCCGGAGAGGAGAAAGGGCCUGAAAGUUAGUGACUCCCUGUGGCCAGUGACACAAUCAAUCUGCCUACAUAAUGAAGUCUUCAUCUGAGGAGACCGGUGCUGGGAGCCUCUGGCCAGCUCAACACUGGAGGCACUUGGAGGGCAGAGUACAUGUCUGAAAAUGACCAGAAAGUUCCAAGAAUGUUAAUUUGGUGAUUAUGAGGAGGCAAAUUCACAACACUGAAUCUGUAAACAAUGAGGAUCAACUAUAUAUGCACACUUGCAGGAAACAUGAGUAUGUUGACUCAAACCCAGCACAAUAAAAUACAGAUGCAUUUGAUUACAUAUAAAUAAGAAACCUGGAGCCAGUGAGAUGUUUCUGUGGGUAAGGCCUCUGCCACCCAAUGAUGUAAAGCCUAACCA